Messenger RNA from Hermetia illucens (black soldier fly), 1847 nucleotides. It is a transcript of the gene Aatf, whose product is annotated as protein Aatf. The transcript is spliced from 2 exons. The coding region runs from base 97 to 1611 and encodes 504 amino acids. NCBI's taxonomy places the organism in Eukaryota, Metazoa, Arthropoda, Insecta, Diptera, Stratiomyidae. Gene Ontology annotation, cellular component: nucleus; nucleolus. Gene Ontology annotation, biological process: regulation of transcription by RNA polymerase II. The record is from RefSeq and is a predicted model, not a curated record.
UCUGCUGCCUGGUGUAAACACGUGCGGUUCUCAUGUCGUCGUUCUGUCUGAUGUUCUGAUUUUGCUUUUUACUGUGAAAAUACAGUGUUGCACGUGAUGUCGGCGAAAAAGAAAAAAUCUAAAACAGUCUCAGAUAAAAUCACUGAAGCGUUUCUCCCCAAAGCGGAGGAAGAUCCAGAGAAUGACCCGGAAAACUUGGUGAAAAUAGCGGAUUUCAAUGGCGAGGAUGAGGAAGUCGAUUUCGACUUUGAUUCGAAACCCAGUGAAAUUCGGAAGAGGAACAUUAAGCUGUUAUCAGAAUUCAGUGACAAGUACAAAGGGAAGGUAGCGUCACGUAAGGAACUGGAGGCAUCGAGUGAAGAAGGUAGCGAGGAAGGCCUGAACAGCGAUUUGAGUGACAACGACGACUCGGAAAUAGAGGCUUACAGGGAUGAACUGAACGGAAUCGGGAAAGACGAAAGAAAUUCAGAUAACAGUGAUGCAGACGAUAGCGGGGACGACUAUCAAACAAGCGACGACUCGGAACGAGAGGGAAGUAAAACUAACGGUGGGUUCGAAGAUUCGAACGCAUUUAGCGACAGCGUCGAAGGGGAAAGUGGUGAUGAAGAUUCUGAUUCCGUGAGUUCGUUUGACGAUGAAGGUGACCAAGAGGAAGACCAAACACAGCUGCUCACCGAAUCCAACCAGAAUGCGGAAAUUCAAAAAGGCUUCGCUGUCCAAAAUCAACUGAAAAUUUGGGAAAAACUGUUGGAAAUUCGUAUUCAUUCCCAGAAAAUAUUAACUAGGGCUAAUAGUCUCCCCCCUCCAGUCGUAUAUGACAAAUUGUGUGAUCAAAAUGACUUUAGCAGUCUCGCCAGCACAACCAUAGCAAACGUCGAGAAUUUGCUAGAGAACAUGCUCGAGAUGCAAAGUCUCCUCUCUAGUCAGUUCUCCGAGACGAAGGACAUCUUCAAAGAAAACAAAAAACGAUCUUCUACGGGCAAACUCGUGGAACCUCCCCUAAAGCGAUUCGCCCGGACACUCACAGCAAACUUCGACUUAUUCACGCCGUAUCGCAAUUCAGUUCUACAGAAAUGGGACGAUCGAACACGAAUUCUGGCCCCGGGAGCGGGUGGGAAAAAAGGAGGCAAAUCGUUGAACGAUAAUUUCGAUAUUGUAAGGAAAGUCGAGGCCGUUCUGCUAAAUAAAAGUGAUCUGCUGGCCAAGUCGCAAACAGUGAAGGGGAACUACAGGUUGUUCGGAUCGCAGGAGAAUGGUGACACGACUGAAAAUGGAAAGGAGAACUUAGAAAAUGGCCAAUCUGAAGAAGAGAAACUGAUUCAAAGUGCCGAAGUGUACGAUGACACAGACUUCUACCACCAACAGCUGCGAGAGCUCAUCGAAUAUAAAUCGAAUACGACCGCAAACCCCGCAGAGAUGUCAAAACAGUUCGCAGAGUUACAGAAAUUGAGGCAGAAAAUGAAGAAGAAGGUGGACACGAGAGCUUCGAAGGGACGGAAAAUUAGAUAUGUUGUUCAUAACAAACUCGUCAAUUUUAUGGCCCCCAAUCCAAAUAGCGAUUGGACUGAAGAGUCCAAAAAUGAACUGUAUCGUUCUCUGUUUGCAACAUGAAUUUGGAAUAUCAUCAGCAUGAGUCGUUCAAAAGUAUGGACGCACCCUGAAGAGCCCCUGGCAGUGGCGGAAGCAGCCUUGACCGUACAAGUCAAACGGCAGAUGCUACCGGUUUCCCUUAUAUAGUUGCAGUCGCCUAGCGCGAAGGCACACUAUACUACACUUAGAUUAAGCUUAGUUUAGGUACCCUUAUGAAGUGUAAAUAAACUCCGUUAGAAUAAAUAAUAAUUAUUUAA